CGUUUGGACCCGUUCCCGCUGAGUCCCCGCCGCCGCGCGGUAUCACGCGAGUCUCGCUCGGGCCGGAAGGGACUGACGCGGCGUACCGGGUUUUCCCUAUCUGCGCAUCGUACCGCAGUUGACCACUUUUUGUGCGUUCGGACAUGGCUGCAGGGCGACUGGUCGGCGUCGGCUCGGCCGGAGUUUGGUCGCAAUAAUAACGUUCGCUAGUCGCAAUUGCAUCAUUGUCCUCACGACCUUGCGACAAUAAUAUUAUAAUAUAAUUAUUGUUAUUAUGGGAAACAAAUGCUGCAAAAAUCAGGCGUCCACGUACAGUAGCGCCAACGCUACCAUCAGAUCGUUCUCGUCGUACAACUCUUCGAUCAUCCGGUCGGGCGGAAGUCAUGCAAUCACUUUUGGAACCUCUACUCGUGCUGGUGACUCCUUGACCACCCUCACCAUGAAGUCGAGUAAUCACUCGGAUGCCGGUAGUAAAGAUUACCGGGGUGGUUCAUCGAGUACCGUUGGCCAAGAAGAUCUGAUUCCAAUAUUUUUGAGACGCCUUAACGACCUCAACAUUAGAGUCGGAACCAGAACUAGGUUUUUGAUCGAGCUCGACGACGCUACGGGUGUUCAGGUCCGUUGGUACCAUAACAACGUAGAGGCUGACAGUGAAAGGUACCAGUACAUACACGAAGGAGGGUUUUAUUGUUUGGACAUUGUUCCUGUGACGUUGUUCGACGAAGGUCUAUGGGUGUGCACCGCUCAAAAUUAUGCCGGGAAAUCUUCAACUGCCGCUCAUUUAUCGCUAACCGUUCCGAAAGCGUUCAAAAAACCAAUUUUCGUUGAGCAGCUGAAGGCAGUGCUGACUCAGCGUGGAAUCGUCUCACUGGAGUGCAAGGUGAUCGGCGUCCCGACGCCCAAAUUACGAUGGUACAAAGACGACAAGGAGAUCAAAGCCGGCGACAUAUUCGCGUUAACGGCGAAUUCCGAAGAAGACUGCUUGGGCAUUUACACGUGUGAGGCGGCAAAUGUCAUGGGCACCGCGCUGUCUACGUCAAAAAUACAAGUGACUCACACGCCACUUGACGGAAACCACGACGCAGACAGUCUCAUACCAUAUGGACCGCCACCGAAGUUCUCGAAAUUCUUGAAAAAUGCGUCCGGUAAAGUCGGCAGCGUAUUGUUUUUAGAAUGUCAAGUGGAAGUUCCACCGUGGCCCCGAAGUAUAGGGUGGUACAACGAUAAUGGCAUAGUUAACGAAGGACCAUUGUAUCACCUGACGGCUGAUGGAUUGGGCAUGUAUGGCGUGGAAAUAAAAUCACUCAGAGCCGAUCACAGCACCACUUGGAAAUGUGUCGCUACUAGUUCGACGGGAUCGAAGGCUGUUACAUCCUGCGUGGUAUCGGUGUCAUACCCAAAGAAUUACCGGGUGCCAAGAUUUUUAGAAAGCCUUAGGGCAAUCAUGACCGACGAAGGUUUAGUUAGCUUUGAAUGCAAGGUCAUCGGAUACCCCACACCACAACUUUUGUGGUUCAAGGACGGCAAGCAACUUCAACCCGGAGAUGUGUAUGAGUUAACUGGGAGUAAAUCAUUAGGAAGCUAUUGUUGUGUCGCCCGAAACUGUAUGGGUGAAACAAGUAGCCUCGCUGAACUUACGAUAGAAGACAUCCAAAAUCAAUUGAAUGAAAGUGAAAAACUUCAGUUAACGUCAAAUACACAGCCACCACGGUUUUUAUUGGGACUUAAGAGUAUUGAAGCUAACAUUAACGAAUCUUUUGUUUUUAUGAUCAAAGUCACAACUGAAUCCACACCUUCAAUCAGUUGGUAUAAAGAAGACGAACAAAUUACUGAAUCAAAUCGAUACCAGUUUUCUACUGAAGACAAUGGGACAUAUAUUCUAAACAUAGUGCCACUCGAAAUUGACGAUCAGGCUGAAUGGAAAUGUGUAGCAAUCAAUAAGUAUGGUCAAACUGCGACGUCCAGUUUCUUGAAGUUAAAUAUUCCAAAAAAUUUUAAACGUCCGAGAUUCCUUGAAGAACUGAGAAUAGCGUUCUCAAACGAGGGUUCGGUCAACUUAGAGUGCAAAGUGAUUGGCGUCCCACAACCGCAAUUGAAAUGGUUUAAAGAUGGCCAAGAGCUGAAUCCCGGCGACAUGCACAAAAUAAUUUCUGGACAAAGUGGUACGUGCUGUUUGGGCACUUACACUUGCCAGGCACACAACUGUAUGGGGACGGUGUCCAGUUCAGCAACUCUAUUGACAAUGGAAGAUAAAUCCACUGUCAAAUCAUGCGCUUCGGAAGAGUAUCUAUCUGUCGGGAAUCCACUUGUACGGAAUGAAUCCUUGUCGACAAUUCCUGAAGAGAGGACGAGCCAAAUGGAAAAGUCGUACACCAUUGAAGAACCCGCUGACAUAUCAUUUUCAUUUGACGGCAAAGAAGUGACCGUUUCGCUUUAUGAAACCCCAGACCUAACGCACGACGAAGCAUUGCAAAUCAUUGAAAUGUAUGCGGAUGAACUUUCUGAACAUAUAUCAGAAGACAAUGUUGUUGAUUUGCCAUCGUUGCGAAUCGUUAAAGAAUCGUCAAUUUCCGGCCCGGUUAUGAUGGAAGCUUUGGUUAUAGACGUGCCUAUCGAUUUUUGUCGACAACAAACAGUAUCAGACACUGAAUUCGAUGGCGUUUCGCUGACUGAAGACAUAACUCUUGCAAAUAAUGAUAAAAGCGAAAGCAUAUGUGAGAAUAGCCUGGAAUAUUUUUCAGAUCAUUUGUCGUCUGGAAAUUCGAAGCGUGAGGUAUUUUAUAGUGCGAGUGAAACGACGCCUAAAAAUUCAUCAGUGAUUUUAAAACAGAAACCAGAAGACGAUGGUCAUCAGUCUUUCCAGACACCAAAACUCUUUAUGUCAGACUCCGAUGAUCAGAUUCUAACGCAACUGAAAUUGGAUGAAAGACUUUUACCUCCAAAUUCUAGACAUGUAACUGGACCAUUGGCUCGGUCUGAGAGCAAUAACACCGAAGAAGAAGUGUCUGAAACACUGGCUGAAAUAGAAAAUGAACCACCAUUAUCACAUAAUUAUUGCGCAUCUGAAAUUGUUACUCAGUCUGAUGAAGAUGGAUUAUACUCCUCAGUAUUGAACAAAAUACGCGGUAAAGGAAAGACGAGUGUGAUACUUAGUUCUGCAGAAGACGACGUUUUUAAAAUUAUUUCCAGACCAAACGUGGAUGAAUUUUUAAAAUACAUGAAAAUCAUUUUGGAAGGCACUAUGGUAAAGAUGCGCACUCACGAAAAUUUUAAUUUCACUAGCACGAAUACUGAACUUGAACGUUCGAUCCAAGCGCUACAUUCUCUUGCAUGGAAAUUUAUUGAAGAAACGGAGAGAAACGAUGUAACAGAGUUAGACAAAAACACGGCCGAUAAUGUAUCAAGUUUAAUGACUGCAAUAAACGCGAGUUUGCUAGCGUUAGAACAAAUCGAUGAUCCAUUUGGUGUCUCAGACAAUGUAUUAAACGAAAUACAAUCAUCCGUAUGUUUUGAUUUAGAAACGCUUAACAAUAACAAUCUUCCAGCUACGGUCAUUUUAGAUCGUUUAUCAGACCAAAUAAAAAACUUCACACUCGUUGUCAAUAGACAAGUAGCCCAAGUAACAGAACAACGUAUUAUAGCUGUGUUACGAAACACAAUCGGCACUACUUUGGUGUACAUCAAAACCUUACAACAGAAUUGUUCUAAAAUAAAAUGUGUGGACAUAAAUUCAUUGGCACCUUUAUUUUCAAUGAUACAACCAUUAGAAACUAUUUUAAAUGACAUAGCUGCUAUGGAAGAUGCAUCAAUAGACGAUAACAAACCCAAUCUUAAAUUAAAACAAAUAUUAAUACCCCCCAUAAGUUCUAUUGCGUUUGCUUUAGACAGUCUAAAUACAGCAUUAAAAAACGAUAGUUCUAAUGACGAUCAGGAUUUAAAAAAUAUUUACGAGAAAAUAAAUGAAUCCACAAAUCAAUUUAUGACACUAGCCUCGCAUGGCAUGGAAAGUAAUAAAAUAGCUGAGUGUUUCAUAUCGUUCACAAAACCUAUUAACGAUUUAUGUUGUCACCUAAGACGGUUAGGCAGAUCAACUGAAAAUAUUGUGUCUUCUGAUUACGGAUCUGACGAUAAACUCUUACUAGAUUUUGAGACCCUUUUCGAUGAACUGAUGAUAGAUAUUGACACAUUGAUCAACAAUGUAAAUUUUGUUCAAGAUUCCGAAAACAAUAUGAAUCCUUUAGGAUCUUUAUUAGAACCAUUGCAAGAUAUGAAAAUUGGUUUGUUCCAAGUUAAUCAAGUUUUACUUUCGAACCAAACUGGUUCAACCAUGAGUUAUGAAGUAAUGAGUUGUUUUGAACAUUUAUCUCAGCAACUCGUUCAACUGAACAAUUGUAUUGUCAAUCAAUCAAUAGUAGAAGAGACCGACAAGGAAAUACCAUUUGAAUCUUCGAUAAAAAUGAUGCAAAACAUUUUGUUCGACGAUGCUAUUGAUGAUUUAGGUGUUAACGGAAUACUUUUUGGUAGUGUUAUGAAACCUCUUUUACAACUUCAAAAUCUUAUUGUUUCAAAAAUGGCUUCAGUAGAAAGUGACCUUAGUUUUUCAGAACACACUGAUGUUACUGGUGGGGCUUGUGACACACAAUCAUUGAGUUUAUCCUUGUCAAACAACGCUCAAACUUUCUUGGAUAAAACUGCUAAUGAAAACUCUAAACAGGUAAUAAUUGAAUCAUCAAUCAUAGACAGUUCAAAUAAAGGUCGUGAUAAGCAAAAUAAUAUACGCAGGGAUACUUCCGAAAUAGAAAAAGAUUCAAUACUUUUUGAAAAUGACAUUAAUAAUGAAAAUGUUGUAAAAAGAGGUUUUGAAUGCGAUAUUGGGGAAACAUUCAAAUACGAUGAACCAAAUAUUAUAACAUCUGAAGAUGAUCGAGACAAUUCUGGUUUUGAAGCACUGUUUCAAGAAACUGAUUUAGAAACGAUAAGUGAUUUCGUUGAAGAUGUAAAUUUGGAUAAUAUUAUGAUUUCCAAAGUUGAUCAUAAACUAUCAGAUUUAAUAAUGGAUGAAACAGAUAUUGAUACGAUGCAAAAGAAAACCGAUGAUAUUAUUCCAGAACAUGUAUUAGAAACAUUAGACAAAAUUAACCAACAUGACUUAGUUUUGAAUUCCUCUGUUGAUUUAUUUGAAGAACUUCAAGAAACAUUAAAAACAAUGACUGAAGUAGCUCGAGAUGAAACAUCAGAAAUGCACAACUUGGAUAAUAAUACAUCAAACACGAAUGACUCCCAAAAUGUUGAUUCAACAUAUAUGAAUCCAAUUUGCGAUAAAGUAUCGUAUAACGCAUUAGACAAUUCAUUAGAUGUAGAUCAAAACGAUGAAAAUGAAACGUUUAAAAAUAAACAUAGGAGUAUUAAUGAUCAAAAUACUAACAAAGAAUCGCAAAUAUUUGAAAUAGGGCAGGACGUAGAUUUUGUUGAGAAUUUAGAGAGUUUAGACUCAGAUAAAUCAGUAUCUAAUAACACAAUUAUUUCAAUCCAUGAAAUUUCUGAUUUAAGUGAAGUUAAAAUAAAAGAAAUUGAUCAUACAAAAAAUGUAGAAACUGUUUUUGAUCUAUUUGCAUCUAAAACUGGAAAUGUUCCUCAAAUAGAAGAGUUACUGGAUAAAAAUGAAACUUCAAUUACCUCUGUAGAUGUGUCAAAUGGAAAUAAAUCUUUAAUUACAUCUGUACAUAAUGUGGUGUCCAAAAUAAAUGACAAUGAUGCAGCUAUAACAACUUUAUUCGAUUUAAAAAAUGGAACUUUGGAGCAAACUGUGUUUAGCAAAUUAAACUCUACUGAAUCUAUUCAAAAUUUAAAUAUUGUUUCGAAUGAAGAUAUUAAGAUUGAUAAAAAUAAGUUCAAUGAAUCUGAAAAUAUUAAUACGUUAAAUAAUGAUAAUGAUAUAGAAAAUAAAGAUACAAUGUUAAUCAAAGAAGCUGAAGUACAGUCGAUCACAGAAAAUGUUUCAGACAAGUCAUUUACAAAAGAUGACGCUGUCGUAAAUGAAAAUGAUGCUAUUGAUAAUUUAGGAACGGAUAUGGUCAUUCAAGUGGAAGAAACUAGAAAUGGAAAUGAAUACAACACCGACAAAGGUAAACAAAUAAUUUUAAUAGAUGAAUGCACUAACGAAACAGAAUUAAAUAAAAUGUUACGAACUUUAGUGGAAGAGAAAAAUCUUAUAACACCAGAAAAUAAAUUAGUGAUCGGAGAUAAUGAUUCUAAGAUUAUUGACCAAGAUGAUAAUUUGGACAAAAAAUUACAACACGAUGUACAACCAAACGUAAAUAAAACUUCUACAACAGAUAAUAUGCAAAUUGUUCUGAGUUAUACCAAUUGUGAAAAUGUGGCGAACCAGAUACUAAAUGUUCUUCAAACAGAAAAAUGUGAUAAUAGAUUUGAAAAUAAUGAUAUAAUAGAUGACAUGAAAAUUAAAUCUAAAAAUAACGUUAUUAACGAUUUUAAAGAUUCAUUUAAUUCUAUUUUAAAUGAAAAAGAAGCUGAUUGCAAUAUGAAAAUAAAUAUACAUCCAGAAAACAAAAUAAAAGGAAUAGUAAUGGGCGAUGAAGAAAAGUCCACAAAUAAAUUAAAUACAACUUUCUCCGACUUAAAACAAUCUACUAUUUUAGAAAAACACGAUACAGAUCUAUCAGAAAAUACAUUAAUAAAUAAUAAAAUAAUUACUCUGGAGAGUACACAAUCAAUUGAUCCAUUUAAAUUGGAAGAAAAUCAUUUUGAAAAACAAUUCACUGAAAAUAUGGAUUCCAAAUAUGAACAUAACACAGCUUUAGAUGAUAAAGAGAACAUGGUAAAUAAUUUAGAAUAUUUAGACUCUAAAAAUGAAAUCAAAUUAUCUUGUCCAUAUGAGAUGAUCAAUAAAGAUGAAGAGAAUUCACCUAAUGAAGUUCAAUUCAUACAAAACGAUGAGUACAAAUUGAUUAAGGAAUCUGCAAAUAUUGUUGUAGAACCAACCACUGCUUUGAUAUGUAAUGAAACUAUUUUGGUAUCCAACGCUCAACCACUAGAUACAGUUGUAAUUGAUUUUGAAAAUAUCAAAGAACAGUAUGAGAAAGAUGUAUGUAUUUCUGAGUCUAAGAAUAAAAUAGUUUUAGAAGAUGUAAUCGAUAAUGUAGAGAAAAAUAAUCAGCAGAGCAAUGAUGGGGAACCAAUGUCCAAAGAUAAAUUAUUAUUAGAGCCUUUACACUCAAACAACGUAACUUAUGAUGAAAAUAAGUCAGAAAAAUCUAUUACAAACGAUUGCAUUGAAAGUCAGACUUCAAAAUCAAUUGAUGAAAAAUCGAAUUCUGUCAGUAGUAAUGAUGCUGUGAUGGAUAAUGGUGACAUAUUAAAAACAAUAAAUAAUUUUGGGGCAGACGAUGCAGAAGAAAAAAUAAUGACUAAAUUGAAGAUAUUCAAUGAAGGAGAGGUCACAACUUUUUUGGAUUUAGAAAAGACAAAAUCCAACAUCGAAAAAGUUGAUAAUUCAAAAAUAUUUGCUUCUGAAAUAAACUGUUUACCCUUUGAUAAUGACCAAGUCGUUGAUUUAUGUGAUGCGAAAAACAACUUAGCUAAAAACAAAGGUUCAUUUUUGGCUAAAGAAAAUGGAGAAGAGUGUAAUGAAGUUACUAGUCAACAAAAUACAUGCAUUGAAAUCUUAAAUGAAAAUAACGCAAAUCAACAAAAACAAUUUACUGAAUGCCCACCAAAGGUUCCAGGGAACUUUGAAAAACUAGUUACACUUUCACUCGAAGAAACUCGGGAAACUAAUACAGUCAGCAAUGUUGAGAAAUUAAAUAGAAGUGAAGACAAUUUAGAAAUAAACAAAACAAGUGCAACAAACAGUAUUGAAAAUAAUACUAAUAAAGAGCAAAAUCCAAAUUCAAUCGAUGUUUGUGAAUCAUUGGAAAAUAAUACAGUUUUGGUUAAUAAUAGAAAUCAAACAAUAUGCUUAAAUAAUACGGAACUUGCAAAUGCAAAUGAAAAACUUACGGAAGAUUUAGAAAAUAUUCAAGAACUUUCUGGGAACAAUUUUGAAAAACCGUUUGACUAUAAAAAUAAUUUAGGAGGUGCAGACAAUUUUAAAAAUGAUGAAAAUACAGAAACAGAAGAAAUAAAAAAAGAAUUUAUCAAUUUAAUGGAUCUUGAGACAUCAAAGAGGAAAUUAGAGACUACUACUGUUAAUACUCCAAGAGUUGACUCGGACGAAAGUACAAAACAAGAAGAAAGAUCAACCUUAGAAAAUCUGUCAAAUUUAGUAAUUGAUGAUCUAAAUAUCUCCUUCGAAGCUCCCAAAAAUGAAUUAUCUAUCAAUAAAAACAUUGAUAGUACAAGUAUAGAAAGUUCUAAUUCAAAUAUUUCUAUAUCUGAAACUUUGCAGAUUAACGCUACAGUUGAUAUAAUAGAUCAGCACAAAGAUAUUUCCAAAACUGAAACACAAGAAACACCAGACAAUAGUAAGGAACGAGAAAUCAAGGAUUAUUCAGGAGAAAUUCAAAGCUGUAAAAGUAAUUUACCUUUAAGUGAAUUCCGAGAUAUUCAAGAAAGCAAUACUAUAGACGGAAAUAAAGAAAACGAACACUCCAAAAAAGGACCUGAUGGUAUAAAUAUCAAUGAAGAUAAAUUGAUAAACGAGGUUAAAAUGAAUUAUGAGAUUAAUGUUGAUACUGCUUUGGAGAAUAGCUCUAUUGGUCUAAAUGAUUAUUUGUUAGAAAGUAAAAUCAGUGAUGUGUCAGCUGCAGAAAAAUGUGGUGUUCUUUCUAUUCUGCCAAAAUUGCAUUGUGCAGAGAAAAUUGCCUCUGAUGGAACCGAAUGUGUGAUUUUAGAAAAUACGAAUAACUUGAAAAACUAUGAUAUUAAUGCUGCUGAAAAUGAUAAGCAACAUGCACGAGUGGAACACGAAUUAAACAUCGCUGCUAUCGGAAACAGUAUCAUAGAUUACGACAGUGUUAAAGAAAUCUCAUUAACUGAAGGUGAGGAAAACAAAUUUACAGCAAAGGUGACUACAGCUCUUACUUUUGACAACCAUUCAUUUGAAAUCGUCUCGACUAAUGUUGAUAUUUUGAAUGAUAAUACUAAAGAUACAAAGAUAAAAGAUGAACAAAUUGUGCAUUCGGACACUAAUGAAGUAAUUGAAAAUUCUUCAAGAUCGACAACGCAUUCAAGUGAAAAUGAGAAUCCAGAAGUUUCAACAGUUGAUAAAUUAAAGGAUGAAAUUGAAAAUACAGACAAUUUCAAAGAAACUGUACAAACAAAAACCAAAUCGAUGCACAACACUACAGAAUUAUACAACGAUGAUACUUCUAAUCAUAGCAAUGUAGAUUUGAAAAAGAAUAAUGAAGGAGUUGAGAAAUUACAACAAUCUUUAGAAAAUGCAAAUCAAAUGUUUGAAUCUUCAGUGGUUUCCGUAGAAAAACAUGACAACAAUGAUGAUUUUAAAAGUGACAAUAGAGACAAGACGAAUCGAGGAAGUAAGAAAGAGAAAUCAGGCCCACAGCCAGAUGAUAAAAAAUCACCUUCACCUGAUAAGACAAUAAGUAAAAUUAUCGAUAAUGAAGAGAACAUUGACACAACAAUAGUUAUUAAUAAAAGUGUUAAAGAAAAUAUUAAUAAACUUUCAGAUGAUAACAAAGAUACUAUAAUAGUUGAAGUUGAAAUGGAUAAAACGCAAGCAGAAAAUGUACCAGAAAAUAUAAUUGAAAAAGCCGUCUUAAAUGUCAAUGAAAAUGAAAAUCAGAAGAAUAGCGAACUCAGUACAGAUGAUAAAAUAAAAUCGGAAGAAAGUAAUGUGGAAAUAGACAAAACAAAACGAGGAAGUAAGAAAAAGAAAUCAAGUCCAAAGCCAGAUGAUACAAAAUCACCUUCACCUGAUACUACAAAAAGUAAUAUUAAUGUCGGUGAAAUAAAUACUGACACAGCAAAAAUUAUUGAUAAAAGAAUCGAAGAAAAUAAUAAAAAUCUGUCACAUGACAAUAAAGAUACUGAAAAAGUUGAAGUUGAAAUGAAUAAGAAGCAAACAGAAAAUGUUCCAGAAAAAAUAAUUGAAAAAGUCGUAUUCAAUGUCAAUGAAAAUGAAAAUCAGAAGAAUAGCGAAAUCAGUACAGACGAUAAAAUAAAAUCAGAAGAAAAUAAUGUGGAAAAAGACAAAACCAAACGAGGAAGUAAGAAAAAGAAAUCAAGUCCAAAGCCAGAUGAUACAAAAUCACCUUCACCUGAUAAGACAAUAAGUAAAAUUAUUGAUAAUGAAGAGAACAUUAAUACAACAAUACUUAUUAAUAAAAGUGUUGAAGAAAAUAUUAAUAAACUGUCAGAUGAUAACAAAGAUACUGUACAAGUUGGAGUUGAAAUGGAUAAAACGCAAGCAAAAAUUAUACCAGAAAAAAUAAUUGAAAAAGCCGUCUUAAAUGUCAAUGAAAAUGAAAAUCAGAAGAAUAGCGAAAUCAGUACAGAUGAUACUAAAAUAAAAUCGGAAGUAAAUAAUGUGGAAAAAGAUAAAACAAAACGAGGAAGUAAGAAAAAGAAAUCGAGCCCACAGCCAGAUGAUACAAAAUCACCUUCACCUGAUAAGACAAUAAGUAAAAUUAUUGAUAAUGAAGAGAACAUUAAUACAACAAAAAUUAUUGAUAAAAGUAUCGAAGAAAAUAAUAAAAAUCUGCCACAUGACAAUAAAGAUACUGAAAAAAAUGGAGUUGAAAUGGAUAAAACGCAAGCAGAAAUUAUACCAGAAAAAAUAAAUGAAAAAGCCGUCUUAAAUGUCAAUGAAAAUGAAAAUCAGAAGAAUAGCGAAAUCAGUACAGAUGAUACUAAAAUAAAAUCGGAAGUAAAUAAUGUGGAAAAAGAUAAAACAAAACGAGGAAGUAAGAAAAAGAAAUCGAGCCCACAGCCAGAUGAUACAAAAUCACCUUCACCUGAUAAGACAAUAAGUAAAAUUAUUGAUAAUGAAGAGAACAUUAAUACAACAAAAAUUAUUGAUAAAAGUAUCGAAGAAAAUAAUAAAAAUCUGCCACAUGACAAUAAAGAUACUGAAAAAAAUGGAGUUGAAAUGGAUAAAACGCAAGCAGAAAUUAUACCAGAAAAAAUAAAUGAAAAAGCCGUCUUAAAUGUCAAUGAAAAUGAAAAUCAGAAGAAUAGCGAAAUCAGUACAGAUGAUACUAAAAUAAAAUCGGAAGUAAAUAAUGUGGAAAAAGAUAAAACAAAACGAGGAAGUAAGAAAAAGAAAUCAAGUCCAAAGCCAGAUGAUACAAAAUCACCUUCGCCUGAUACUACAAAAAGUAAUAUUAAUGUCGGUGAAAUGAAUACUGACACAGCAAAAAUUAUUGAUAAAAGUAUCGAAGAAAAUAAUAAAAAUCUGUCACAUGAAAAUAAAGAUACUGAAAAAGUUAAAGUUGAAAUGGAUAAGAAGCAAACAGAAAAUGUUCCAGAAAAAAUAACUGAAAAAGCCGUCAUAAAUGUCAAUGAAAAUGAAAGUCAGAAGAAUAGCGAAAUCAGUACAGAUGAUAUUAAAAUAAAAUCGGAAGAAACUAAUGUGGAAAAAGAUAAAACAAAACGAGGAAGUAAGAAAAAGAAAUCAAUCCCACAGGCAGGUGAUGUUAUAUCACCUUUACCUAAUUCCACAAAGAGUGAUGUUAGUGUUAGUGAAAUGAAAGUUGACACAACCAAAUGUAUCGAUAACAGUCUUGAAGAAAAUAAUAAAAAAUUGUCACAUUAUUAUGAAGACAUUGAAUGUGCAGCAAUUGAAGUAGAUAAAAUAGAACCAGAAAUAGCUUCAGAUAAUAAUUUAAAGGUUUUAGGAAGUAUAGAAAAAGAUGUUUCUACUGAUAAAACAAGUGAAAACCAGAAAAAUAUUUUAAUUGAUGUAGAUGACAAUACAUUGGUGGAAAAUGGAAUGGAUAAGAAUAAGAAAACAAUUUUAGAGUCUGAAUAUCAAAUACCAAUUUCAAAACCUUCAUUGAAUAUCAAAACAAAUAAAAUUGAUUCAAUAUUUACCGAUGAAAUCGUCGAAGACAACAAUAGAAAAAUAUCAGAUAAUUAUAAAAACUAUGCGCGAGACGGAACUAAGAUUGAACUGGAAACUGCUGCUGGCACUAAUAAAAGUAUGACAGAAAUCUUUGAAGAUCAGAAUGAUGAAAACAACCGUAAUGAUGAUGAAAUAAAAGCAACAGAAAAAGACAAGACGAAACGAGUAAGCAAGAAAGAGAAUUCAAGCAAACGAUCAGAAGGUAAAAGAUCAACUUCAGCUGAUAAAAAAGAGAAUACGAUUUCAGAUUUAACAGAAAAUUUCACAGAACAGUUGCCUAACAGAAACACGACGUCAGACAAGUUGGAACAAGCGCAAAAAAUAUGCUCUUCAGAGAAUAGUAAUAUCGAAAUUAUUGGAAAGAGUAAAAAAAAUAUAAUUGAUACACAUUUAUUAUCCAAUACAAACAAAAGUAUUGCGGAUUAUAAUAAAAAAGAACAAGAAAUGAGCGCUAAAUCAACUUCACUGGAAAAAUCUCUAAGAACGCACACAACGGUUAACGACAACUUUGACAACAACCCCAAUGAUAAUAAAACAAAUUGUCUUACGGGCAUUCAAAAUGAGAGAAAAUUGACUGGUAUGACUAAUGUUGACAACGUUGUCGACGUACCGGAAGCCCGGAGCUUGGAUAAACGUCCAGUAAACCGUUAUCUACUGGAUGUGACCGAUGCACAUAAGUCACGCCCGAACACCCUGGCUUACAGAUCUCUGACACCGGAUCAUUUGACAUCAUACAGAUCUCUGACGCCUGAUCAUCUGAGUUCAUACAGAUCUCUGACGCCGGAGAGUCCGUCAUACAGGUCAAGCCUAACACCGAGGACUAAGUACUCGACGCCGACAAGAUAUACGGCUUCAUCGGACAAAGAACUAUACGGUGGCAGCAGCAGUAGUCACAGCAGCAGAGGCAGCAGCCGAUCUACAAGUCCUUACCCACCAGAAUCGAGGAUUUCAGCCCGAAGUCUUUGGCCUACCAACGUAACGGCAUACCGAUGCCUUUCGGAGACAUCCAUUCCUCUCAGUCCAAGGCGUGCGCAAGUAGAGACGAAUUCUGGUUGGCCACACACCAGCUACGGUUUGACCACCCGGAGACGCAGGGGAUCUGACAGUUUCCUGCACGAUUCAGGAGUACGGGACGGAGGUUACUAUUCGAGUUGGAGAUUGUCUGACGGCCGGGCAGCAAUAUACAACGCUUCCGAAGACCUUUACAGGACAAAGGAGGCGUUUAAAGGUCUGCACUUCUGCGUUCGGUUGAUAGACCAGACAGUGUCAUCCGGUGCUCGAGUUAAGUUCUGGUGCAGUGUCAUCGGCCAUCCAGAACCACGUGUUCAGUGGUAUCGAGACGGUCAGAAACUCAACAGUUUCACUUACAACUCUUCAGCAAGGUAUCAAACAAAAUACGACGGAGGUUUGGCCCAACUGAUCAUUGAAAACGCUCAGAGUGGCGAUUCUGGAGAGUAUACGUGCGUGGCUUCCAACGGCCGUGACCGAAUAUCUACUACCGGAUUCCUGACGGUGUAUACGUCGCCAUCGGUUUUCAGGAAACCACUGCAACAGCCAUCGCUGUCUGUCGACAGUAUUGAAUCCGGUCGCGGGCUUUACUCUCGGACCAGCCACGAUUUCCGAUUAUCUUCCAACGACAAGUUCGAUUUCAGCUACCAGAAGUUUGCCGGUGACUUGGCCAGCAGGCGCCCUGAGUAUCCAAAGUUCGUGUCUAGCAUAAUCGCCGACGACGUGGCGACUUAUGGUGGUACGAUCGCUCUUCAGGUCCGGGUGCAAGGUUCCCCGGUGCCGAAUGUGACGUGGAUGCGUGAAUCAAGACCACUUCCACGGUUAUCGGGCAAGUACGUUUACCUGGAUGAGGGUGGGCUAUACACGCUUCUGGUAAUGGACAGCACGGCCCGGGAUGGCGGAAAGUACGUGUGCCGCGCGUGCAACCUUUACGGGGCGGCGGACGCGGAAAAGGCAGUUAGGGUGGUGUCGCCGCAGGAUUACACCGACCGCAGGGGUGUGAAACCCGCCAUUAUCGUGUCAAGACCUAAUGAUCGACUGAACGUGGCCGUUGGCGAGGACAUUACCGUCACCCUCCGGGUGGCCGGUGAACCGAAACCCAAAGUCAUAUGGAUGAGAGGUUCAAGGGACGUGACAUUCCUCGAUCGAUCGCUAAAGGAAACUGUCAACGACUACGUUAUGCUGUCGAUCAAAAAGGCGCAACCGUCGGACGCCGGGACGUAUUUUAUUAUCGCUAAAAACGUGUACGGAUCUGAUAGGGCGUUUGUCACCGUCGGGGUGAGGAAACGUGCGAGAUCGUUGACACCGCCGCAAAUCAGAAAUACGAUCGGCCGGUGGUUUAGGCCUUCGGGCGGCGGUAGAGGAGGAAGAGGAGGCUGCGCAAACAACGAAGUCCCGGGUCCCGUGCGCAGCGAACCGACGGUGACGGACCGGACCAACAACCGGAUAUCGUUGCAGUGGGACAGACCGGAAAAACCAGAAACCGUGCUCGUGUACAGGGUGGAGACGCGAUCGGCGGAUGAGGAAUGCUGGCGACAGGUCGGAAUGACUCCCACAAACACCAUAGAUGUGUACAAUCUGAAACCGGGUAACCGGUACCAGUUCCGCGUAGCAGCCCGCAACAGGUUUGGAUGGAGCCAGCCAGUAGCUAGCGAGGGGUACGUGGAUGUGUUCGAGCCAAAGUGUCUGCCUGAAUUUCGUCAACCAUUGCCUGGGCAAACCCGGGUUUUAUUGCGGCAUAGUGCAACUUUACAGUGUCACGUGCGAGGUAUUCCGGAGCCGAGUGUGAGGUGGUUCAAAGACGGAGAACCUUUGCUGGCGUCAGACAGACACGCUGUCGGGCUCACGGAUGCAGGAAAGUGUACGCUGACGAUCGCGGAUGCAGCGGACGCAGACGCGGGUCGCUACUCUUGCGAAGCCGUCAACGACCAGGGGAGGGUGUGCACGUUGACCGUCGUCCAAGUGAUAGCCAACCGCAAGAUUGUGGAGGCGGAACGGAGGCUUCAAGGGUGUCUUAUGAAAAACAACGACUUCAAAGAAUCGGCGCCGGUGUUUACCAAACAUCUGAUCGACCGCAGAGUGGAUAUCAACUCGACGGUCCGGUUGUCUUGUCAAGUAAACGGAUUGCCUGCACCCUUAGUUCUGUGGUACAAAGAUGGUCGGCCAGUAGACUUUGAGAGUGUAAUGGAGGGUGACAGGAAACCACCUGUCAGAGAUGAUUCGAACGACUUCUACACGCUGGAGCUGACUGGAGUCAAGUACGACGACAGCGGUGCUUAUGCGGCGGUGGCGUCCAACGCAAUCGGGAAGGCGUCCACGCGGUGCGUGUUAGAAGUGUUUAACAAGAACCGCACCGAUCCAGCGGUACCGACGUUCGUUUUCGGUCUCCCAACGACCAGCGAAGCCGUGGACUCGAUCGUUUUGAGCGCACAGAUCGACGCUUACCGUCCCGCAAAAGUCGAAUGGUUCAGAGAUGGAAUUCAAUUAAGAAAUGGACGGAGAGUAGACAUAAUUACUGAUCAUGACGGAAACCUAGAACUUAGGAUAGCUUGUGUCACAGACCGGGAUUCGGGCACUUACAUGUUAAGAGUGUCUAAUGAUACAGGUACGAUAGAAAGUCGUUGCGAUGUCAAUGUGGUGGAACGUGAACAUAAAGAUACGGGGAUGGAACAGAUUUCUUUGAUGAAUCAUUUAUAUUCAAAAAAACCAAAGUUCGUUGUAAAACCAAAAUUUCAAGAAGUCGAAGAAGGUCAAGAAGUAAUCAUCGAUUCAGAGAUCGUGGGUGACCCAUUGCCGAAGAUCACAUGGCUCAGGGACGGGUUAAAGCCGGAAUAUUAUCGUGACAAUUCGGAGUUUUUGUGCGUAUCUAACGGAAAUCGUUAUCAGCUGAAAAUUCCUCACGCCAAACUAACACACACGGGGACGUACACGCUACUGGCCGCCAAUCCGCAUGGACAGAUCAAAGCGUUAAUAUCUCUCCAAGUCUACUCGACAGGACACUGCAAGAAAAAAAUGGAAAAUGGGACCAACUACGCAACGGUGGAAAGGUUACCGAGAAUAAGUCGAGGGUUGGUCGACAUCGAGUGCCGGGAAAACGACAGCGUUUCGUUCGAAUGCAAGUUGAACAUCACGCAAGAGACGGACAUUAGAUGGCAAAAAGACGGCAAAUUGGUGAGAUUAGGCAAACAGAUUAAGUCUCAGCUGGUCGACGGCGAUACGGCUCGUCUUGACAUAUCCACUGCGAGUCCGCUGCACGAAGGACUAUACACGUGCACAGCUUUCAACGAACUGGGCCAAGACUCGACGUCGGCGCGACUGAUACUGCUGACGGAUUCACAAGAUACCGCCACGGCAACCCAGUCGAACGGACAGCGAAAUACUAUGCUUAAUUCACCAAUAUUAGCGGGCGAGACGAACGACCGGUCUACCAAACGGUUGAAGCGAAGCAGCGCGCCGAAAUUUUACGCCGUACUACACGACCGAAUCGCCGACGUCGGCGAAACGGUUAGGUUCCUUUGCAGCGUGUCCGGGCACCCGCCGCCGUGGUCAUCGUGGGAAAAAGAUGGCCAGCCCAUCGGCGUCAACAGCAGGAUGAGAAUUCGCGAGGACGACGACCACAGGUCGCUGGAGAUAUGCGACGUCAUCCCCGACGAUGCAGGUCUCUACCGAAUCACCGUCGAGAACAAAUUUGGAAAAAUCCAAGCCACUGCUCGGCUCGAAGUGUUGACACACAAUCAAACCACAAACGACGUCCAAAUCACUUCGUCGUCUAACGGCAGGAGACAGUCCGGGUCGGCUGCUUGUGCGGGUGAAAAUUUUACUCUCAGCUGUGACAUAAGGGGAAACUCCAUGUCUGACGUUACCUGGUACAAGGAUGACGAGAAAAUCGAGUCUGACGGCAGGGUGACUUCGUCCCUGGACGAUCUGGCGGCCAGACUUUCGAUAUCGAACUUGGAGUCGAUGGACACGGGUGUGUACACGUGUGUGGCGAGGUGCGAGUCCGGCGUCACCAGGUGCUCGACGGAAUUGUGUGUGUUCGAUACGAAACCGGCCACCGACUCGUAUUUACAACCUCCGAUAUUCGUCGAGGGUCUUGUUCCUAAGCGCACAGCUGACGAAGGAGAACCGGUCCAGUUGACCGUAAGACUCCAAGGUGCAGUUCCUAUGAGCGCCUCGUGGUUCAAAAACGACGUGCUCGUUCCCGACUGCGCGGACUUUGAGUACGUGGUGGCCGACGACCGUGGCGAAUUCGGCCUGUCGAUCAUUGAUCCUUUUGUUAAGGACAGCGGCACUUACAGUUGCAAAGUGGCCAACACGUUUGGUCAGGCCGUGUCUAGUGGACAACUCAUUAUAAACGAAAUGUCGAGCGAACAUCAGGAGCCAUUGGUCGUUGAACUGAACAACAAUCUGCAAGAAGUUGGAGAAAAGGCCGCGUUCAAUUCCACGGCUACCGCCAGAACCACACUUCCGGCAUCCAUACUCAGUGGGCCAUGUGAUACGACCGUCUUGCGUGGAGCCAAAGUUGUCUUGAAGACGUCGUACCAGGGCGAUCCGGAACCAUGUGUCCAGUGGCUCAGAGGGGGCAAAGUUUUGGAGUCCAACACGCAUCUGUGCAUAACCAACGAGCGCGGCGUAUCCAGUCUGACGAUCGACUCGAUCACAGCCGACGAUUGUGGCAAGUACGUCGUCCGCGUUGAUAACGGACACGGCAACGAUUUCCACUUCGCCUCGGUCGCCGUCGAAGGACCUCCGGACCCACCGGCCGGCAGACCUGUUGUCUCCGUGUCAGAGACUAGUGCGGACGUAACGUGGUCCAGUCCGGCGUACGACGGCGGGUGCAUGGUCACCGGUUACGGCGUGGAAGUCCGACCGUUCAACCAGUCCGAUUGGAAACUAGUGGCCGACAAGUGUCACUCGUUAUCUCACAUUGUCCGGGGUCUGGCACCCGGUGAGUCGUACGUGUUCAGAGUCCGAGCGGAGAACAUGCACGGAUCGAGCGAGGCGAGCUUAGAAUCCACACCGGUGUACAUACUGCAAACAGAUUAUGGAAACACUCUUUGGCCAAAAACAGUUAACAUAGAAAAAGGUGAACAAUUCGAUGGGCAAUACGAAGUACUGGAUGAACUUGGAAAAGGCAGAUAUGGAGUCGUGUACAAAGUUAAAGAACGCGAGACCAAUAAAUAUUAUGCUGCUAAGUUCGUCAGGUGCAUCAAGUCAACGGACAAGGAAAAAGCCCAAGAAGAAGUGGACAUAAUGAACUGUCUGCGACACCCAAAACUUUUACAGCUCGACGCGGCUUUUGAUAAGCCCAGAGAAGUGGUCUUGGUCACCGAAUACAUUUCCGGUGGUGAACUAUUUGAAAGAGUAGUGGCCGACGACUUCACGCUCACUGAAAAAGAUUGCAUUCUGUUCACCAGACAGAUAUGCGAAGGCGUGGACUACAUGCACAAGCAGAACGUUGUGCACUUGGAUUUAAAGCCAGAAAACAUCAUGUGCCAGUCCCGGACUUCGCACUACGUCAAGCUCAUAGACUUUGGGUUGGCCCAAAAAAUCAUACCGGGACAACCAAUGCGAGUGCUUUUCGGCACCCCCGAGUUCAUCCCACCCGAGAUCAUCGGCUACGAACCCAUCGGCCUCGAAUCGGACAUGUGGUCCGUGGGAGUGAUCUGCUACGUGCUAUUGUCCGGUCUGUCACCGUUCAUGGGCGACAACGAUCCUGAAACGUUCACCAACAUAACGAAAGCUGAAUUUGAUUUCGACGAUGAGGCAUUCGACGCCGUCUCUCAGGACGCCAAGGACUUCAUAAGCGCGCUGUUGAUCAAACGCAAAGAGUUAAGACUUACUGCCAGAGAAUGUCUGAAACAUAAGUGGCUGGCGCAGCAGGACAUGGACAUGAGUUGCGUAAUACUGAGCACGGAUAAACUUAAAAAAUUCAUCAUCCGACGAAAAUGGCAGAAAACUGGCAACGCAAUCCGUGCCCUGGGCAGGAUGGCCACUCUGUCAGCGGCUAGCAGACGUGGUGUCAGUGGAGGUGGAGGAACGGGAGGUGGAUGUGGAACCGGAAUCGUUUUACAAAAGCUAAAAAUGGCCAGCCUGAGAGAAGAAGAGGCGGCCGGAGAGUCACAUUCGGAAGCUCAUGAAAUUGCGAUAACCGAAACAACGAAAAAUGGCAGUGGCCAUAAGUCUUGUGACGCUCGCAGCGACAGUGGCUUUAGUGAUUGUCCAUCUAUAGCUUCUCCUACUGCGAUGCUUGUCCGUCCGGCAGAAUGUCCAUCUGCCAUAUCCGAGGAAACGCCACCGGUUUCCGACCAGGAUCGUUUUUCUCCACCACCUACUCAUGGCUCUUCUUCACCCAUCACUCGUCGUUCUUCUUCUCCUACCACUCAUCGGUCUCCUUCUCCCACCACUCGUCGUUCUCCUUCUCCCACUACUCGUCGUUCUCCUUCUCCCACGACUCGUUGUUCUCCCUCUGCUCCCCUCACUUGUCGUCCUUCUCCUCCAGGGGCCGCUUGUCAUCCUUCUUCUCCUGCUACUCAUCGUCCAGCUUCUCCCGCCACUCGUCGUCCGUUUUCUCCUACAACUCAUCGCUCCUCGUCUCCCACAACCCGUGGUUCAUCUUACCCAGCCACUCGUGGACCUUCUCCUCUCGCAACUCAUCUCCGUUCUCCUCUCCCACGAAACCGCCGUGAUGCCACUCAUACUGUUCAUGACGUACCACUGCCCGCAGGUACCGGAGUCAGUGGCGUGUGCAAGACAAACAGGAUAAUCUUUGACAGUGGACGGCGUGACGGCAAUGCUUCAUCGCCUGGCAUGGGCGGGGGCGGCGUUCAGCGUAAGGAACCCAUUCGCAUACAGACGGCCGAUAAUUUCAAGAAGGCUGUUGCCUUUUGGAAACAGUGAAAUAUUAUAUUUUUUUAUAACAAUACAUGGUGAUAACGUCACCCUCUUAGAUCGGGUGUGUUUUUUUUCUUUAACUAAUAUGCUAUUAUCGAACUAUUAUUAUAUAUUCAUUAUUAUACCUACCUACACAUAUUGUUUCGGAUAGUAAGACUCUCGUUUUUACUUUAUAACUGUUUUUUUUUAAAUUUAUUUUUAUUUUAUACUUUAGAUAUGAUAUUUUACGUGUUAUUUCAUUAUUGCCAAAGCUUAGACAUUUAAUUUAUAAGUGUACAUAUUAAUAUUACUAUCACAUAACGGUUUGAUAUAAUUCAAUGAACCGUUAUUCGCAUUUCAUAAUGUUGUUAUAUUAUACACAUGUGCCAUUGACCUUAAGCCGUUUAUACAAAUAUAUUAUUUACUAUUUUAUUAUUAUAUAUUAUAUACAUUAUACAUAAACAUGCCUAUACUAUCAAUCGUCGUGUCUCGCUCAUUAUUACCAAUUAUAGUCCCGUGUUAUUGUUAUAGCAUAGGUGUCUUGAAUAAAAAGAUUAUUGUAAGUCAGCUUUUUAUUGUCCGCCGUCUGGAUAUUUGUAUUUUUAUGUUUUUUUUCGUGUGUAAACUUUUACAAUUAAUUAUACAUACAUAUUAAGCAGUUA
Molecule: messenger RNA, 20586 nt
Organism: Myzus persicae (green peach aphid)
Lineage: Eukaryota; Metazoa; Arthropoda; Insecta; Hemiptera; Aphididae
Exons: 43
Coding region: 275-19951 (6558 amino acids)
Biological process (GO): protein phosphorylation
Molecular function (GO): ATP binding; protein binding; protein kinase activity
Source: RefSeq, a predicted model, not a curated record